GCGAGGUACCUUCUCGGCACGACCGCGUGUGGCCGCUCGCCCGCCGCUCAAAAACUUUAAACUCACUUUCCGACGCCGGAAACCUGUUCCGCCGCUAAAAAAACAACUAUUACAACACGGGAUUCACUUCUAACUCAUCUAAUGAACUUGGACUCUGUGGUAACUUUAUCGUGCUAGUGACAACUUGAAAGGAACUUGAAAAAGUUUUAUUUUUACGAAGCUCCGGUUAUGCUCGGCCGAAGUUUCCUAUAAACCGGACGCAGCAAGGCGCCGGAUUUUUUCAACCCAGGAGUACAUAUUAUGAGCUUCAAUGUUUAAACGGGGGCAGAAGACUCGUUACAUCCGCGUCAUAUUCAAAGCGGGCACCUGGAAGCGAUUUCCCAUGAAAUUAUUCAAGUGGGGCAGAAAGAUGCCGUCGACUAAGCAGUACAACUUGGUGACCAACGAUGAGUACGACACCAGGAUCCCCCUGCAUCCUGACGAGGCGUUUGAGUACGGCAUCACUUUCCACGCUAAGUACAUUGGAACAAUGGACGUGCCUCGCCCGACCAGCCGUGUGGAGAUUGUAGCUGCAAUGCGCCGUGUCCGCUACGAAUUCAAGGCACGUGGAGUCAAGAAGCGUAAGGUAACAGUCGACGUGUCCACUGACGGCGUGCGAGUUACCACCACCAGUAAAAUAACCAAAGGAAAGAGCCCGGGUUCGAAGCUGUUUGGGCGCAAAAGUACUACCUGCAAUGAGUCCAUUGAGAUAAUGCACCACCCGAUAUAUCGUAUCUUCUACGUAUCGCAUGAUAGCUCCGACUUGAAGAUUUUCUCGUACAUCGCAAGGGACGGCGCCACUAACGUGUUCAAGUGCAAUGUCUUCAAAAGCAGCAGGAAGAGCCAAGCUAUGCGCAUCGUCCGUACCGUGGGCCAGGCAUUUGAAGUGUGCCACAAGAUGCAAAUCAACUCCCGUGAUGAACCAGUUCCUUCCACUUCCUCUGCCGUUGAUGAACCAGUCUCUGUCCACGCAAGCGAAGCUGGUACUUCCAAAGACUUCUUAGCUCCGGCAUCAGAGUGCGCUGCAUCGGAAUCAGGCGAAGCAUUCACUUCUGCAAAGAAGGAGCACGAGGAAGUUGCUGAGAUUCAACGCCCAAAAACCUUGGACCUGCUGCCGCCGCCACCAAAGAAAGAAAGCAGGCGUGUACCGCCGCCAACAGCGCCAAGCGUCAAUCUGCCCGACCUGCCAGAAUGCAUUACCAAAGUCGAGAUAUCUCCGGUGCCAGAGGGCGACGCGGCCACUCCCCUCAGCGCCCAGCACCAACUCCAGCUCCUGAAGGAGAGACUGGAGCAACAGGCGCAGCACACCCGAGCAGCUGUCGCGCAACUCAUGCUACUGCGUGAUCAGCUAGCUGCAGAGCAGGCGGCGCGCUGUGAAGCCCAGGCUCGCACCCACCAGCUUCUGGUCCACAACAAGGAACUAUUGGAGCACAUUGCUGCCCUAGUUUCACAUUUACAGGAGAGGGAGAAGGGGUCCACUCGAACAAUCAACGCGCAGCAACUCACUCUUCUUCCACAGUUAUCACCAACCGCUAAGAUAGACCGGUGGUUCUCCCUUCUGCCAACCACAGCUACUCUAUCCCGUCCAGAAAGCGGUUUUGUAUCAGGAGUAGAGGACACAGACACGGCGCUGGCUGAAGCCAGGAACCUUCUCCUGCAGCUCGGCGUAAAAAAGAAACGUCGGCUUUUGCCGCGGUUUACCAGAAGAAAGAUCUUAGUCAAUAAACACACUAUGCUUUAAUUGUUCUGUCAUAGCUUAUGAUUCAAUUGUAAUGUAAAUUAGUUGACAUGGUGGAUAGUAUAAGUUUCAUAGGCUGUACAAUAAUUGUGUUUCUGCAGUAACUAUGACAACGUACAAAUAUGAGCUAUGUCCAGUUAAUUUUUUGAUUAAAUGUUGAAAUUAUCCUAAAUCGGUACACGCACGAUAUUCGAAAUUACAAAAACUUACAGAAAUAAGCACUUAUUGUUGUUAAAGAAUAAACUGCUUCGAAACAAAAGUGAAACCACCUUCAAGAACUGAAAAAUAAAUUCGAGUUGAUUUCGGUGCUUCUUACUAAAUGUUCUUAUUAAAUUAAAAGGGUAAAAUAUGAAGGCAAUAUGAGAAAGAGACAAUACGAGAUUGAGAACCUCUUAUUCUGAUUUAAAACAGAAAUCGAUUUUUUUUUUUACUAAAAUGGAUAAAAGAAUUUGUAGGAAUUAUUUAUACCAUACUUGUAGCAGAGUAUCGUUUAUGCGCCACGGUUAAGAUAAAAACUCUUGAUUAUUUGCUAUGGAUUUCAUCAUCAGCGUUUCCCGAAGGAAAUUCCCAAUUGAAUCAUGAAUAACCAACAGAAACAGUACUAAUUCCAGGAGAAACAGUCUAUUUGGGAGUUUCUCGCAAUUGAAUCUGGAUACCGUCAUCUGAUUCUGACCUGGUGUUAUUACGAGCAUCUGUGAAGAUAGCGUUAAACACAAAAUAAUUUUAUAAAGCGGGUCAGAUGCCUUCAAGUAAAACUUAGUAACAAAGAAAAGUAAAACUUGAAGACGAAUUAACGUUUCUUUUUUUUAUAAAAGGCAAAUUAAUUUAUACCGAUUUUUUUUUUUGUUUAUACUACAGGGAAUGAUCUCGUAAGAUUGCAUAGGCAUGGCAUAAACAAAUCUGCGUACACUAAUCAUAAUAAUUUAAUGUUGACCAGAAUUCAAACAAUGAUUUUUUUCGUCAUAUAAAAAUAACCAUAAAAAUCAGUUCACUCAGUAAAAAGCUGUGAGGCAACAGACACAAAAACAUGCAGUCAAACCUCCUUUUUUGAAGUCGACUGUAAAUUAAAUCAUCGUAAAGUCGAACCAAUUUAGUGUUGCUGCAUUUAGCCUUUGAAAUUGAGAUCAACAUUUUAUUUAGCAAAAUAUCCGAUCCGGCGAUGCCAGUCAAAGUGUCAAUAAUGAUAGCGCUCGCAGCAAUGUUGAACUUUGUUUUACUUCAGCUACGUUUCCCAUUUAACCGUGACUUGAAAGAUUAAAACAGCAUUCGCUCGGGAUAGAAAUACAUUUUCAAGGACAUUUUACUUCCGAUAUUACAGACCAUAGACUUUCGAGGGAAACAGAUAAAUUCUAAGCUUGUCAGUUUCGUGCCUACAAGCGCAGAGCCCAUAUGACCACAAUAAUAUGGGUAUAUAUAUAAAUACUCUAAUUUGUAAUUAUUAUUGGCCAUUACGUUGUUUAAAAAGAUCCUAAGUAAUUACGUUUCGCAUUAAAUCCAAUUUAAAUAUAUUAUUAAAGUUCGGCAUUUUACAAUAUUCCAUAUCAUACCUAAAAGAAUAUAGAUCUCUGUAAAUAUUACGUUUUAGAAGAACACAUCCAAUGAAAUUACCCUUAUCAGUAUGAGGUAAUCUAUUUAAAAACAAUAUUAUACAACAUAUACUUCAAUACCGUCCUAUUCAUAUUAUUAAAUCUGUUAGAUUAAAGACCCUUGUCAAUAAUUUGUUCUAUCCGGCGCUCCUCUGUCAAGAUUUUCAUGUAAAUAAUAUGAUUUUUUGAUACUAAAUGUUGCUUAAGCUCGUAUGCAAAGCGAAGUAAAUUUAAUUAAAAACAUCUGGUAAUGUCAAUACAAUGACUCUUUUUAUUAUAUAUAUAUAUUUAUUAUACUCCUUUUAAUAAAAUUAUCAAUAAUGUCGAAUAUCGUGCAUCUUUAUUAGUAGUGCAAUUUUAAUCAUCUCAGUAGAAUAAGUUAGCUUUAUAUUAACAAAGUAUUAUUUCCGUUACUAGUAAGUUAGUAUUUUAUAGGAAAUUUUCUUGGCCAUAUAUAUUUUUACUUCGAUAGAUUAUAAUCUACCGAAAUAUAUGCAGUAAAUUAUAAGUAAUAAGCCGAAAAAUCUAAUGAAAUAACGUGAAGUUAUGGCUCUAAUGAAAACGUUCAUGCGAUCCAGAAAACCACUAGAAGAGUUCGCUAAGUAUGUGGUCAGAAAGUUUAUCAAAAAACUGUCUCAUUCUGAGAUUAUUUUUUACGCUUUCAUUGUUUAGCUUGACUAUACUACUUCGACUUGUAUUUCUUCUAUUCCUAAUCUGUAACAAUUCCGUCCGUUUUAAUUUAUAUUAGUCUGAAAUGUGAACAAAUAUUUAAGUAAACCUUUAAACUUUAGUAAGUAGGAUAUAUUUUUUUUCAAUAAUCUUUUGUUAAGCCUUCUCAAUUAAAAUCUUAUUAUAUUGUUGGUUUAUAUAAGCGAUCUCUUGUGUGCUAAUAGUAUAAUAUGUAAUGUGUAGUAAUAAUUAUUUGUUCAAACUGUAAGUUAUUCUAUAGACUAAAUUAAUACUUAUAAAAAAAUUAUUCACUGGGAAUAUGACAUUUAAUAAGACAUUGGUGACAUUUAAUAUGACAUUUCAUAAGACAUGGUUCAUUUACGAAAUAUAGUUAUUUUUUCUAAUAAUUAUGAAUAUUAUAAAAUUUUAUCCGUUGUGGAACUCCUUACUAUCUUUAUUCUUACUUUUUAGCAUUUCUUUGAAUUUCUUUAUCAUUGCAAUGGAGCAAUUUAAUUGAUUAUUAGUAUGAUUUUUGAGCCUGACGAUAGUUCGGACGCUAAAGAGUGUUGUACACUACCUUUUAUCACGGUGAAACAUCUCAUUUCUAUGGGAAUUUGUACUUUGACUUGAGAGGCGAAGCUGUGGACGGAAAGGUAUCUGUUUCACAUUAUGUGAACAAUUAAAUAUUCCUAGUACUUGUAUUUUAAGUCGUUGGCAUACAGCAACCAAAUAUACAAUAAUAGUGCUGGAUUCCUCGUUAUUUAAGAUUUAAUUGUAUAAUUUUAUCUCUUAAUUAUUUUUAUUUAUUAUUGUAAGUGUUAUUAUUAACGAUUAAGUUGGUAAUACAAAUUUGGAUUGUAAGUUGUGUACUGUAGCGUCUUUCGUUUCGUACUGACUAAGAUUGAUAUAUAUUGAAGGUUAUAUAUCUUUAAAUUAGUAGUAAUCAUUUAUUAUCAUAGAUACAUGAUGCCCAUGUAACGGUAAUAAGUUUUUAAACUGAACAUGUUACGAAUUAGGAAGAACAGCAUUUUAAGACCCUAUGACCAAAAAUCUGGAUUCAAUGUCAAUAGUUAGUUAAAAACAUUCAUAUCAUGCUUAUCAUACGCUUGAUUAAUAGUGGCAGGGCGCUUUGAUAGUCUGGAAUGUCAACAUAUAAAUUAAUCAUAUUUGUUCAUAGCCUAGUUUAGUGUGAUUAAAAUAGUAUACAGUUACUUUCAAAGAAUUUAUUAAUUAAAUUAUUUCAUACAGUAUGUUAAAACAAGCUACUGCCAAUCAAUUGAAUAAUUAUGUUAAUUGUCAAAGCAAAUUCACCCUUGCAAAACUGAAAAUAUUUAUUUUAUUCACAGUACGCAUUCUAAUGUAAUUUUAUAGCUUCUAAUCAAUCGUCGUCUAUUUUGACUUUUAUAAAAAAAGUAUUAAAUUAACCCUAUAACUUUAAAAAGGGUGUGGAAAAACUAUAUUUUCUCGCCUGAAAAUGUGGUGAGAAAAAUGGUAAAAGUUUAUUCAUGAUUGGUGUGAGAACAUCAUUCGCCUCACCUCGAUAUUUUCACGUUAUAGUUAGGCAGUGACGUGUAAAUGUGAUUUAUCUCGUGGCUUAUAUAAUGCAGAAACUCAGCGACGUAAUAAAGUAAAAAUCACAGUGAUUUGAAACGUGAUUUAUUUUAUUGCGUUAGUGACAAAUGUAGUGAUAUUUAUUGGGACGAUUCUUAUUUUUUAGUUAUUAUGUUUGAAAAUAGGAUAUUUUCUAUAUCCCUUUAAAUGUGUCUUUAAAAUUUUCCGUUUCUGUUAUCGCUAUAUACCUAUGCUUCAUAAUUAUCAAUAGAAUUUCUGAUGAAUCUCUCUGGCAUUACACGCGACGUUAAUAGAGUAGAUGAAAUGUGCAUUAGCUCGUCUAGACAGCUAUUUUCUGCUUUAAACCGAAAAUUGGGAUGACCUAAAAAUUUUGGCUUCGAGCUAGGUCAGAAUAUGAACCCUCUAAGAUAAUUCUAAGACUACAAACUUUAUUGUGAGAAUCCUAAUUGGCUGAUGAUUAAGUUCUAGACCUAGAUUAUGAAGAGUACGACAUUAGUUAAGACAAUUAUAGUGCCAUAAUUUUCAUCUCUUCUGGUGCUUUUUAGUUGAUCAAUAUUAAAUUAUCAAGGCAUAAUCAUUCCUAUAUUUAAAAUAGACAUGUAUGUAAAAUUAUGGGCAAAAUCUUUUACAUUAACUCCGAGAAGCCGGGUAAAUCAAUUAUAUUAUUAUAAUUAUAUCUAUAGUCGAAACAGAGGGAAAGUUUUCUUCUGCCCCUUGCAUGUUUUUGUUUAUAGCUAAUAUUAUAUAUACGAAUAAAGCAAACAGCAUGAGCCUUAUUCGAAUACUUAAACGUAAAGAAAAUGCGACUAAGAAGCAAUUUGGCUUUUCGGGCAUUGUUUAUCAUUGCCUGCACAAUAAUUUGUAAUUUUUUGAUUUUUUGACAUUGAUUUAAGUAUGUAAAGUAUUAUAUUAGAGCUGUGGUUAUCGUCACAAAGUAACCGUUAAAAAUGGAUUUCUGUUAUUCCAUAUUGCAUUUUGUUAGCUAUAAGUAACUGAUUAAGGUAUUGAUAAUAAUUUGUGAGUGCUCGAAAUGACUGAUAACUUUUAUUGAUAUUGUGUUCGUAAAGUUUUUAAGCUAAAUAAAGUUAGUACAACAAGAC
Molecule: messenger RNA, 6704 nt
Organism: Zerene cesonia (dogface butterfly)
Lineage: Eukaryota; Metazoa; Arthropoda; Insecta; Lepidoptera; Pieridae
Product: carboxyl-terminal PDZ ligand of neuronal nitric oxide synthase protein
Exons: 10
Coding region: 311-1780 (489 amino acids)
Molecular function (GO): nitric-oxide synthase binding
Source: RefSeq, a predicted model, not a curated record